This is a messenger RNA of Strongylus vulgaris, 564 nucleotides long. The record is from the annotation of a GenBank genome assembly. Lineage: Eukaryota; Metazoa; Nematoda; Chromadorea; Rhabditida; Strongylidae.
AUGGAUUCAAAAGCAAUUGGAGCACAUCAAGAUCAUUGGAAGGGAGUGUGGCCAUCUGCACAGUUCCUAGCUGGCUUUUUCUGUGCAAAUGAAGGCCUGGUGACUGACAGCGUUUGCCUUGAAUUGGGCGCCGGCACUGGUAUCGUUGGGCUCGCUGUGGCGAAAUUAGACGUGAAAAAGGUUAUUCUCACCGAUUUUCCCGGCGACGAGAUUUUAUCGUUACUUCGAGAAAACAUCGAGAAAAAUCAUUUGACUAAUAAAUGCGAAGUUAAGGGCUUAGAUUGGCAGAAUGCGGAGAGCAUAGCCGCCGUUCUCGACAGCAUCACAGAACUCGAUUUUCUCAUAGCUUCUGAUGUUUUCUAUGAUGUUUGCACGUUUCGUCCACUGAUAGCGACUAUCAGUGCGUUCUUCGACAAGUUCCCAAAGCUGCGGUUUUACUUCAGUUAUGGUGAAAGAGAAUCUAGGCCAAAUAUAGCUAUCUCCUUACUUUUAGUUGUAACAAAUUACUCAGUAACUCGUAAUCACGAAAGUUUUGCUAUCCAGAGUUCUUUUGGGGCACUGUAA